AUGGCCGCUCAAAAUCGACAUCACCUUCCUUCUGCUUCCGAGCUCACGAUCGAUAUACGAGCUGUGCACGCCGGCGAAGGAACCAACAAGGUUGCCGGCGUUUCUGGCGUCGUGAAAGAAGUUGAAGGUAGCUCGCUGACAGAAUACCAAGCAGGAGACGAGGUGCUAGCUUCCAUUGUGCUUGAGCGCCGAGCUGGUCUCAUCACGUCCACGGAAACUGUCAAUGUUGAGACGUCCUUCGUCUGCCGCAAACCCGCUGGCGUUAGCUUCCAAGAUGCGGCUAGCUUGCCGACAGCACUCGUGGGGGUGCAGGCCGCUUUACACGAGCUGUGCAGUCGAGAAUCGCAAUGGGACUUGGACUCCGGCUCCCGUAAUGCGACACCCGCAAUCCUAAUCACUGGAAGCGAGACGCUGAUCGGCACCGUGCUGGUCAAAGUGCUUCAUGAGAGGUUGCCUCUCGCACACCGCUACAGCACCUGCAGUGGCCCGGAUGACGAUGGACUGGGCAAGCUCGUGUGUCGGCUAGUACCGCUAGGCGCCAUAUAUGCCAUCGAUGCAGAAGCGCUGGAACUGUUGAAGCAUCUGCGCGCUGCCUCGGAGCAAUAUAAUGGACCAGAAGGCAAGGGUGCGAUCAUCGAUGUUGUCGGACUCGUUGCUCGUCGACCUGAGCUGAGGGAUCUGUUGAUCGGGCAGAAGCUGUUUUUUGAUCUUGAAGUACAAUGUGCUGAGGAAAGGAGGCUAGAGCCGCUUUUGAAUGCGGUUAAGAAUCUGGCUGCUUAUGCUGAAGCGCUCGGUGAAGUGGCGGGAACUAUGCGCGGUGUGGACGACACUGUAGAGGAGGUGAUGUGA
Molecule: messenger RNA, 849 nt
Organism: Recurvomyces mirabilis
Lineage: Eukaryota; Fungi; Ascomycota; Dothideomycetes; Mycosphaerellales; Teratosphaeriaceae
Exons: 1
Coding region: 1-849 (282 amino acids)
Cellular component (GO): mitochondrion
Source: RefSeq, a predicted model, not a curated record